CGAGCGGACCGGCCACCGACCCAGCGGGAUCCAGCGGCCUCGGGCGGACGGAGCAGCGCCGGGGCGCACGCUUGGCACCAUGACCCAGAUGCCCGCCUUCGACAAGCCCAAAGUGGAACUCCACGUCCACCUAGAUGGAGCCAUCAAGCCUGAAACCAUCUUGUUCUAUGGCAGGAAAAGAGGCAUCCCGCUGCCGGCCGACACGGCGGAGGAGCUGCAGAAGGUCAUCGGCAUGGACCAGCCGCUCUCGCUCCCCGGCUUCCUCGCCAAGUUUGACUACUACAUGCCUGCCAUCGCGGGCUCGCGAGAGGCCAUCAAAAGGAUUGCCUACGAGUUUGUAGAGAUGAAGGCCAAGGAGAAGGUGGUGUACGUGGAGGUGCGCUACAGCCCGCACCUGCUGGCCAACUCCAAGGUGCAGCCGAUCCCCUGGAACCAGGCCGAAGGGGACCUCACUCCGGACGAGGUGGUGGCGCUGGUGAACCAGGGCCUGCAGGAGGGGGAGCGAGACUUCGGGGUCAAGGUCCGGUCCAUCCUGUGCUGCAUGCGCCACCAGCCCACCUGGUCCCCGGAGGUGGUGGAGCUGUGUAAGAAGUACCGGCAGCAGACCGUGGUGGCCAUCGACCUGGCAGGGGACGAGACCAUCACGGACAGCAGCCUCUUCCCAGGACACAUGCAGGCCUAUGAGGAGGCCGUGAGGAGUGGUGUCCACCGCACUGUCCACGCCGGGGAGGUGGGCAAAUCCGACGUGGUGCAGCAGGCUGUGGACGUCCUCAAGACAGAGAGGCUGGGCCAUGGCUACCACACCCUGGAGGACGAGGCUCUCUACAGCAGGCUGCUGCAGCAAAACAUGCACUUCGAGGUCUGCCCCUGGUCCAGCUACCUCACUGGAGCCUGGAAGCCGGAAACAGAGCACGCGGUAGUCCGGUUCAAGAAGGACCAGGCGAACUACUCGCUCAACACGGAUGACCCGCUCAUCUUCAAGUCCACCCUGGACACAGAUUACCAGAUGACCAAACGGGACAUGGGCUUUACCGAGGAGGAGUUCCAGAGGCUGAACAUCAACGCGGCCAAGUCCAGCUUCCUUCCAGAAGACGAGAAGCAGGAGCUUCUUGAUCAGCUCUACAAAGCCUAUGGGCUGCCCCCGCCGGCCUCUGCGGGAAGUCUAUGAUUUCAAGUGCCAGCUGCCAAGGCUCUGGAUGCCAGUGCCCGCUUCGUGCACACACAUACCUCGGCAUGGCUGCAUCUCUCCUUGGGUCGUCCUGGGCUGGGGACCAGGGCUCUUGCCAGUGGCGUGGAUGGAAGCUCUACCCAAGGCAACUCAGGCUGACACCUGGUACUCAAUAAAGGGGCCGGUGGCUGGUGUCACAUGUGCUGGUGAUCGCGGUGG
Molecule: messenger RNA, 1387 nt
Organism: Lepus europaeus (European hare)
Lineage: Eukaryota; Metazoa; Chordata; Mammalia; Lagomorpha; Leporidae
Gene: ADA
Product: adenosine deaminase
Exons: 12
Coding region: 80-1168 (362 amino acids)
Biological process (GO): purine ribonucleoside monophosphate biosynthetic process; inosine biosynthetic process; negative regulation of adenosine receptor signaling pathway
Cellular component (GO): cytosol; external side of plasma membrane
Molecular function (GO): adenosine deaminase activity
Source: RefSeq, a predicted model, not a curated record